Molecule: messenger RNA, 5684 nt
Organism: Ylistrum balloti
Lineage: Eukaryota; Metazoa; Mollusca; Bivalvia; Pectinida; Pectinidae
Product: regulator of microtubule dynamics protein 1-like
Exons: 9
Coding region: 24-1130 (368 amino acids)
Cellular component (GO): mitotic spindle pole; spindle microtubule; cytoplasm
Molecular function (GO): microtubule binding
Source: RefSeq, a predicted model, not a curated record
UGAAUUGGCUUUUCGACUUCACAAUGUCCUCCCUUCUGCGACCAAAUUCCCCAUUCUUUGGUGCUUUGGGGACAGGCAUAUUUCUUGGAUUAGGUGGAACAAUUCUCUACUUAAAAAUAACGGGCACAUUUCUCCGGGAGAUCCAGCGACUGUCUACAUCCAUCAGUGAGCUGAAAGCGGAGGUGAAAGAACUCAGACAGCAGUUGGAAACACAAAAGAAGCGUCGACGGAGUCCUGGAUUUUAUUCCGUGCAUGCUAGUAGUGGAGACGACGACGAUGAUGCGUUUGAAGAUGCCUAUGGAGGGUCAGGAACUGUGAGUUCUCCAAGUGAUCAGGAAUUUGUUGAGUCCUUCAGGGAAUUGAAAGUGGAGGACAUUGCAUCAGGACAGACAGAAAGACAACAGUCAGUUGAUGAACAAAAAGUUCAAGUUUACCAGCAAGUAGAUCACCUUCUGGAUGGGGGUGAUGAUGAUAAACAAAGGGCCUUCUCUCUUCUCCAGAAACAUAAAUCCCAGUUUCUGGAUGAUGCUGAUUUCCACUGGCGCCUUUCAAAGUGUACAUAUCAGGUGGCACAGAUAGAAGGCAGUCUUGGUAAUGAAAACAAGAAGAAAGAAAUGGUAUACAGUGCUAAGGAUAGUGCAUCCAAGGCCCUAACGCUCAAUGAAGAUUGUGCAAAUGCUCAUAAAUGGUUUGCCAUAACUGUGGGAAGCAUAGGAGACUAUGAAGGCACCCAAGAAAAGAUAAAAAAUGGUUAUGUAUUCAAGGAACAUAUAGAGCGAGCCAUACAAAUCAACCCAGAUGAUCCUUCUAAUCACCAUCUAUUGGGACGUUGGUGCUUUGGGGUUUACAUGUUGUCGUGGAUUGAGAGGAAGGCAGCUGCUGCUCUUUAUGCUACACCUCCUACAUCAACUGCAGAUGAAGCUCUACAAAAUUUUCUUGAGGCUGAGCGACUGAACCCAGGAAAAUGGAAAGAAAACAUGUUAUUUAUUGCCAAGUGUUAUAUACAACAAAGUAACACUGUACAGGCUGUUGUUUGGUUAGAAAAGGCAGUCACCAUCCCAGUAGUUAGUCAAGAUGACAAAACAUCUCAGGUAGAAGUGGAGACAUUGCUGGCCAAGCACAGGCACUAGUAUCAACAGUCUCCCUUACAGCAAAUACAAUUACAGGCAAGGAAAGGACUCCAUACAGCAAACAUUACAGGCAAGGACUCCAUACAGCAAACAUUACAGGCAAGGACUCCAUACAGCAAAUAUUACAGGCAAGGACUCCAUACAGCAAACAUUACAGGCAAGGACUCCAUGCAGCAAACAUUACAGGCAAGGACUCCAUGCAGCAAAUACUGCAGGCAAGGACUCCAUACUGCAAACAUUACAGGCAAGGACUCCAUAUAGUAAACAUUACGGGCAAGGACUCCAUACAGCAAAUAUUAAAGGCAAGGACUCCAUACAGCAAACAUUACAGAUAAGGACUCCAUACAGCAAACAUUACAGGCAAGGACUCCAUACAGCAAACAUUACAGACAAGGACUCCAUGCAGCAAAUAUUGCAGGCAAGGACUCCAUACAGCAAACAUUACAGGCAAGGACUUCAUACAGCAAACAUUACAGGCAAGGACUCCAUACAGCAAUCAUUACAGGCAAGGCCUUCAUACAGCAAAUAUUACAGGCAAGGUCUCCAUACAGCAAAUAUUACGGGCAAGGACUCCAUACAUCAGUAGAGAUAAGGCACUGACUUUCCCUGUGGCAGGUUAAGGCACUGACUUCCCUGUGACAGGUUAAGGAACUGACUUUCCAUGUGGCAGGUUAUGGCACUCACUUAACUUUUGGCAGGUUAGGGCAUUGACUUCCCUGUGGCAGGUUAAGGCACUAACUUUCCAUGUUGGAGGUGAAUGCACUGGCUUUACAUGUGGCAGUUGAAUGCACUGGCUUUACAUGUGGCAGGUAAUGGUCAGACAUUUCAUUAUCUCUUGUCCAUAAAAGCAUUCCCCAUGGUAUACUUAAAUGAUUAAAAUAAAUGGUGUUCAAGUGAAGCAUGUGGAGAUGCAUUCUGUUGUUAAAUUAAGCUAUUGCUGUUUACAGCCAUACCAUAAUACUCAAGGUUUAACAUUGAUGUUAAGAUCACAAAACGUGUCAAACAGGCAGGCAAAUAUUAUGUCAUGUGGCCUUUGUUGUGGGCAAACAAUUCCUUCCGAUCUUCCAAUCACUAACCACAGCACACCUUCUAUGACUUUUCAUUUCCAGGUACAGUAUAGGAAGUCAUGCUUUGAAUUGUCUGUAGUGUACUAGUCAGAUUGAAAAUUUUGAGCCAUAGACAAUAUAACCAUUAUACCUUUACGAUGAAAUCUAUUGAUAUUACUAUCAUAUUAAAAUUAAACUGAUAUUUGAUAACUUAUGAUACUGCGGCAUUGUUUACAUAUAUACAUAUAUGAGAAAGAUAUUAAUUGCACAGUCAAGUUACUCAAGGGAAAUCCUGAUAUAGUGCCACUAAAUUUCCUUGUAAAACAUUUCUGGUGAUUGUUCCUCACUGUGGUCAUUGACUUACUAAUGUAUACAAGUCUGUGCUGAGAUCAAUCAGUUUUAUGUGAUUGUUCCUCACUGUGAUCAUUGACUAACUAAUGUAUACAAGCCUGUGCUGAGAUCAAUCAGUUUUAUGUGAUUGUUCCUCACUGUGAUCAUUGACUGACCAAUGUAUACAAGCCUGUGCUGAGAUCAAUCAGUUUUAUGUGAUUGUUCCUCACUGUGAUCAUUGACUGACCAAUGUAUACAAGUCUGUGCUGAGAUCAAUCAGUUUUAUGUGAUUGUUCCUCACUGUGAUCAUUGACUGACCAAUGUAUACAAGUCUGUGCUGAGAUCAAUCAGUUUUAUGUGAUUGUUCCUCACUGUGAUCAUUGACUGACCAAUGUAUACAAGUCUGUGCUGAGAUCAAUCAGUUUUAUGUGAUUGUUCCUCACUGUGAUCAUUGACUGACCAAUGUAUACAAGUCUGUGCUGAGAUCAAUCAGUUUUAUGUGAUUGUUCCUCACUGUGAUCAUUGACUGACCAAUGUAUACAAGUCUGUGCUGAGAUCAAUCAGUUUUAUGUGAUUGUUCCUCACUGUGAUCAUUGACUGACUAAUGUAUACAAGUCUGUGCUGAGAUCAAUCAGUUUUAUGUGAUUGUUCCUCACUGUGAUCAUUGACUGACUAAUGUAUACAAGUCUGUGCUGAGAUCAAUCAGUUUUAUGUGAUUGUUCCUCACUGUGAUCAUUGACUGAUGUAUACAAGUCUGUGCUGAGAUCAAUCAAUAGAUCAUUUUUGAUUACCUUGCCUAUUAACUGUUAUUACCAUUGAUUUGUUAUAAGAGGAACAUGGGAAUGUUACAAGUGGGUUGAAUGGGAACAAUUGUUGACUUCAAAUUGUGUCAGAUCAUCAUCAUUAAUGUAAGUAGUGAUAUUGAAAACAAGCAUUGUCAUCUAUGAUUAAGAACCAUAUACCUUGUUUGUUUGUCAGAUGACUGUGUACUUUGUAAAUCAACCAUUACAUUGUUUUGUAUGAGAACUGUGUACAUUUGUGUUAAUAUUAGAGUAUUGUGUACAUUUAUUGUUUAGAAUGUGAAUUAUGUACACUUGUACAUUAUAAUUGUGUUAGUUUUAGAAUCAUGUGUAGUGAAUGGUUUAGAAUGAGAACCAUGUACAUUGUAUGGUUUAGAACGAGAACCAUGUAUAUUGUAUGGUUUAGAAUGAGAACCAUGUACAUUGUAUGGUUUAGAACGAGAACCAUGUACAUUGUAUGGUUUAGAACGAGAACCAUGUACAUUUUAUGGUUUAGAACGAGAACCAUGUACAUUGUAUGGUUUAGAAUGAGAACCAUGUACAUUACAUGUACAUAUGUUAGAUUUAUUGACACAGUAGAUAAAAUGAUGUAUUUGAGUUUGUGUGAUCUCUAUGAGUACCUCACUGAUUAAGUGCCAUCCAAGCCAUACAUAGUCAGACUAGUGUGUACACCUAUAUUGUAUACCCCUGAUAAGUAGUUAAAUGUUUACAAAUCACUUACACACUUAGGAAUUGUCUUGUACCUAUAUAUAAUACCAGAUUUUACAAUGAAAGGAAGUUUUUACCUAGCUGAAAGUUUAGUACAAAUCAUUACCAUUGGGUGUGGGAAAGUAUAAUGGGCUGACAAACCACUGUCUGGUCGACAGAGGACUAAACCAUAAGACCCGGCUACAUUGAAGUCUUACAUUCUUACCUCCGCGUCAACACAGUUAUCAGGGGAAGUAACUUAAACAAAUAUAAUGCAGCAAUACAUCUAAACCGCUUUGAUUCAAGAUAUGUUUUCAAUUUUAUAUUACUUAAUUGAGUCAUUGAAACGAUUGUUUUGUCUCAAAUUAGACAUUCUAUUUCAGACUCUAAAAAACAUUGUGGUUUAUAAACAUAUUUACACAUUCCAAGGUGCAUCUACAUCAAGUUAGCUUUGUCAAGAUUUGUUUCUUAAAAGGCAGUGUAAGAAAGGUGCUGAAUACUGUUACAGGGCAAAUUAUACAUGUACAUUACAGAUUGAAAAUAAGUUUUAUAGAGUAGUGGAUUUAUUAUAUAUAUAAUCAUUGUAUUACACUUUGUUUAUUUACAUUGUGUUUACUGUAUUAUAAAAAAAAACUUUAUUCUUGAAGUCAGUCUCUACAAAUAAAGAAAUCAGAUUGCUGUUUAGGGAUUUGCCUGUUGGUAAAGUUGAGAAUGUACACUCUUUUUAAUUGAGUUUGUAAUGAUAAAUUUUACCCAACAACUGUAAUGAUUUGGUCUAUACUUACGUUGACAUGUGUUUUAAUGACAUUAUACUGAUUCCCAGCUAUAAUGAUUUGGUCUAUACUUACGUUGACAUGUGUUUUAAUGACAUUAUAUGGAUUCCCAACUGUAAUGAUUUGGUCUAUACUUAUGUUGACAUGUGUUUUAAUGACAUUAUACGGAUUCCUAGCUGUAAUGAUUUGGUCUAUACUUACGUUGACAUGUGUUUUAAUGACAUUAUACUGAUUCCCAGCUGUAAUGAUUGGUCUAUACUUACAUUGACAUGUGUUUUAAUGGCCAUUAUGAUGUGGCAUUGAUUUAUUUCUGUUUUAAUGUCUUGGUUAUUUUUAUUUUGUUCGUGAAAUAUAUGAAUAUAUUAUGACUUAUUAAAUGCCAUUUGAGAUAAAAUGCAAGUCAAGAUUAUUGUCUCAAUAAAAUUGUUUAUUAACUAUCUAUGAACUAAAUACAAUGGCGUUUUUUCCUAAUAAUGAAAGACAAACUUCAGAUAAUGACAUUAAAUGAUUUGACAGGAUGACUAAACAGGGUAAUCGUUGGAGUUAACAUUUACAACUGGUGUUAUUGUUUGUUGAAAGCUGAAAAAGUUUUUCACUUCACAAGUCUUCAAUACAUUGUAGGUGUUAUUUUCCUUAAAGACCCCCAAGAAACAAAAAAAUCCUUCACUCAAAACCAAGUAAGAUGAUGUCAAACAUAGCCUGUAACUUGAGUAACAGAUUGUGGAACCAUGAACUACACCUGUAUCUGUUCUAAAAAUCACAUGACUCCCAUGUACAUUUUCCCUGACAAGUAAAUCAUGAAUUGUAAUAAUUUCUGACCUCUUUCUCAUAAGGUACUGACAGGAAGACUGUGAUGUAACAGGAUUGUGGAUAUUGUUCAACUGUUUAUCAAGAGAUUAAAAACUUGUUGAAAAUUGA